Ipomoea nil (Japanese morning glory) is the source of this 1557-nucleotide messenger RNA. Its product is annotated as probable inactive poly [ADP-ribose] polymerase SRO5. NCBI's taxonomy places the organism in Eukaryota, Viridiplantae, Streptophyta, Magnoliopsida, Solanales, Convolvulaceae. The transcript has 4 exons. Gene Ontology annotation, molecular function: NAD+ poly-ADP-ribosyltransferase activity. Bases 259 to 1410 code for a protein of 383 amino acids. The record is from RefSeq and is a predicted model, not a curated record.
UCAUUAUAUAUGUAUGUUCCUCUACAAAUUAAAAUUCCCUUUUUUUCUCCUCUCUUUAUCUCUUGAUUCUUUAAAUUCCUUGCUUUUUUUAGGUUUUGAUAUAUGAUUCUUCAAGUUUAUUACUUUGGCCUACCAUUUCUUUUUUAAAUUUCUUCAUUCGAUCGUUUCCACUUUUAGAAUUUCGAUCUGUGAGUUUCUUUAAAGGCUAGCUAGCCAUCCAGCGAAAAUUUCUCUCUCUCUCUCUCUCUAUAUAUAUAUAUGGAGAUGAAAGAGCAACCGAAUCGAGCUCUUCCCGCGGUUCCAAUGCAACUACUCUUUCCAUUGUCAAUCGAAGAGAGUAAAUCCAGGAGUUCAUUGUCUCCCAAAAUCUCGGGAAAUAAAAGAAGAAUGGAGUGCCCUUCUUAUUCUUCUUGUUCUUCAUUCAUGGAAAGCUUGAGCGUUGGUAGUGACGAGGAAGAUCCGGAUGUGGUUUCCGAUUGCGAAAGCGGGAUUUCGGGUUCGCCCGGCCGGCGUGAAGGUGAAGAUAGAGGGUGUGGUGCAGUAGCAGUGGAAAACGGGCUAAUCAGAGUCCAUGAAGACGAUAGAAUUCAUGAGAUUGUGAGUCAGAAGUUGGUGGCCGGUUUGGGUAACGUGGGAAAUCAUACUACAAUCGAGGCCAUUCAUAGGAAUGGUUUUCGGAGCUUGACGAAGAAGGCGAAGCUACAGACUUUCGAGAUUUUCGCGAAAGCCGCGGAGAAAGAGUCGGGCGGCAAUGCUAAUGUGCGGUAUGCUUGGUUUGGAGGUUCCAAGGAAGAGAUAAACACCAUUGUUUCGCACGGUUUUCUUCCUUACAUGAUUAAUAAUGGAAGCUAUGGCCAUGGCAUCUACCUCUCACCUGACCAUUUUCCUCUUGGAAGUGUGAAAUGUGCAGUGGGCGAUGAGAAUGGUGUACGACACUUAUUGCUUUGCCGCGUGAUACUGGGGAAGAUGGAAGUUGUGGCAUCCGGUUCCGGGCAGUGGCAUCCCAGUAGCCAAGAUCAGUUUGCUUCAGUUUCAGGGGUUGAUGAUUUAGUGUCUCCCAGCAAGUAUAUUGUGUGGAGCAGUAACAUGAAUACUCACAUCUUGCCCCAAUACGUCGUCAGUUUCAGAGUCUGCUCUGCUGGAGUCCAAAGAAAUGCGGCGGCGUUUCCACUUGGGAAACCGACUUCGCCCUGGAUUUCUUUUCCGGCUCUCAUUUCUGCACUGGCUAAAUACUUGCCUCCUCAAACCAUGAACUUGAUUACCAAGCACCAUAAGGAUCAUAGAGAGAGGAAAAUCUCAAGACAUGAGAUGAUACACAAUAUGAGGAAGCUAGCCGGAGAUGACUUGCUUGCUGCAAUCAUAAAAGCUCACCGGACAAAAUCUCAGUCCGGAUUCCAUGAUAUGAUAUGAUGUUGUUGAAAAACCUAGUUUUAAGUUUAUUGGAAUCAGAGAGUCGGUACCUCAUAUUCCGUGCAACUUUAAUUUGGUUAGGACAAGGCAGACCGGGGACUUAUAUAUGUAUGUCUUUUGUUAGUUUAUUAUAUAUAUAUUUUUUAA